GACAGUUAAUCUGCAUGACUCAAUCCAAAAAGUUUUUGUAAAGCUAAGAUAUUGCUCCCGUUGUCAAACAUAGUUUCAUUUUUAAUUCUAAUAAUGGUUCAAAAGCUAAAAGCUGAAGGUUUUGAGCAAUUCCAGACUGUUAUCAGUGAGGUUGAAAACAAGAACCCAAAUGGGGACAUUUUUAUUCUUUUUUCAGGUUCCAAAGAUACAACAGGUCAGAGCUGGUGCCCUGAUUGUGUUGAAGCUGAGCCUGUAAUAGAGAAAGCUUUAGAAAGUGCCCCAGAAGAUGCAAUUUUCAUAUAUGUUGGUGUUGGUGAUAGAUCCUUUUGGAAGGAUCCUAACUGUGUUUUUCGACUUGAUGGCAAAAUCAAAUUAACAUGUGUUCCAACAUUAAUUAAAUGGGGAACAAACAAGAGGCUACUUGACUACCAAUGCAACAACCUUGAUACUGUUCUUAUGAUGUUUGAAGAUUAACACCCAUCCAAAUCAAAAACUUGAACAAAUCUUGUACCUUUGGUUUGAUUUUUGAUUCGAUUUAAGGUAUUGGGUUGGUUCAGUGCAAACAUGAUAUGUGUUGUAUCAAAGAUAUGGUAUCAUUAGUAGUCUUGCCAUUCCAUGUCUUUUUAGGCAGCCAUUUUAGCAGAGAAAUUGGUACACUUUGGGGCUAUAAAGUGUAAUUUGAAAAAUUAUCCCCUUUUGAAAGCAAAAUGAAUUAAUAUUGUUAUCUUGUCAUUAUUUUCACGACACUGUAAUGCCAAAAACAAGCCUUGAAUAACUAAUGUGUUGAAACGACAGGGUACUACCUUAAAUCGCGUACACACUGAAGUUUCAUUGUUACUUGAAUACAUUACCACUAGCGCGCCUAUUAAUAUAGAAUGCUGUGAUUUGUGGCUAUCAUUCAUGUGUGUGGUGAAAAAGUAUGGGCUAGAAAAAUCAAAUUUGUUAUCAUGAAAUCACGUGGUUUCCUUUCUUGCCUUAACCAAGUCGCAAUCUUGUUGCGUGCGAAAGCGUUGCUCCUGUUUGUGCACAAUAGAUACGCUUGUGGAUAUUCUUUCAGAGCUA
Molecule: messenger RNA, 1062 nt
Organism: Daphnia carinata
Lineage: Eukaryota; Metazoa; Arthropoda; Branchiopoda; Diplostraca; Daphniidae
Product: thioredoxin domain-containing protein 17-like
Exons: 4
Coding region: 94-474 (126 amino acids)
Cellular component (GO): cytosol
Molecular function (GO): protein-disulfide reductase [NAD(P)H] activity
Source: RefSeq, a predicted model, not a curated record